Molecule: messenger RNA, 468 nt
Organism: Prunus armeniaca (apricot)
Lineage: Eukaryota; Viridiplantae; Streptophyta; Magnoliopsida; Rosales; Rosaceae
Source: the annotation of a GenBank genome assembly
AUGCGAGCCCUCCAAAAGAAUGUCACAUGGGAACUCAUGCCCUUACCUCAUAGAAAGAAGAUAGUAGGAUGCAAGUGGAUUUAUAUUGUGAAACUCAAAGUAGAUGGAUCUAUUGAAAGAUAUAAAGCUAGAGUAGUGGCGAAUGGGUACACACAGAGAUAUGGGAUUGACUACUAUGAGUCAUUUGCCCCAGUAGCCAAGAUUAACGCUAUCAGAGUCCUAUUGUCUUUAGUAGCAAAUCUCGAUUGGCCACUACAUCAGUUUGAUGCAAAAAAUGCAUUGUUACAUGGAAACUUGGAAGAAGAAGUAUAUAUGGACCUACCACCUGGAUGUAAUUUAGCUCGUGACAAGAAGAAUCACAGUAAUUCAAAUCACACCCUGCUCGUGAAGAGUGAUGAAAGAAGACUUACUGCAUUGAUUGUUUAUGUAGAUGAUAUAGUCGUAACUGGAAACGACACUGGAGAGUAA